This is a messenger RNA of Seriola aureovittata, 6470 nucleotides long. RefSeq names its product aryl hydrocarbon receptor 1b (gene ahr1b). Gene Ontology annotation, cellular component: aryl hydrocarbon receptor complex; nucleus. The record is from RefSeq and is a predicted model, not a curated record. NCBI's taxonomy places the organism in Eukaryota, Metazoa, Chordata, Actinopteri, Carangiformes, Carangidae. The coding region runs from base 1 to 2910 and encodes 969 amino acids. Gene Ontology annotation, biological process: regulation of transcription by RNA polymerase II. The transcript is spliced from 11 exons. Gene Ontology annotation, molecular function: nuclear receptor activity; transcription cis-regulatory region binding; protein dimerization activity.
AUGUAUGCAGGACGCAAGAGGAGAAAACCAGUUCAGAGAGCGGUGAAGCAGCCACCGGCUGAAGGGGCCAAAUCCAACCCGUCCAAACGGCACAGAGACCGUCUGAAUGGAGAGCUGGAGCGGCUGGCCAGCCUGCUGCCUUUCCCCGAGGAGGUCACCGCCAGUCUGGACAAGCUCUCCAUCCUCCGGCUGAGCGUCAGCUACCUGAGAGCCAAGAACUUCUUCUCCGUCGCCCUGACCAGUCGAAACGGUGUGACUCCGCCCAGUGCAAAUGAUGACGACAGUAAAACAGCGGUGGAGGCCAAGAUCCCUGAGGGUGAACUCCUGCUGCAGGCUCUCAACGGGUUUGUCCUGGUCCUCACAGCCAGUGGCACCAUCUUCUUCUCCUCUCACACCAUCCAGGACUACUUGGGCUUCCACCAGACGGACGUGAUGCACCAGAGUGUGUAUGAGCUGGUCCACACAGAGGACCAGCAGGAGCUCAGGAGAAACUUGCACUGGGCUCUGAAUCCUCCUGCCGCUGCGUCUGCCGUUACCCAGGACUCCCCCCAAGAUAUGGAACCUGACAGCAGCUCCGCUCUGGUCACCUACAACCCCGAACAGCUUCCCCCUGAAAACUCGUCCUUCCUGGAGAGGAGCUUCGUGUGUCGGUUCCGCUGCCUGCUGGACAACUCCUCCGGCUUCCUGGCUUUGAACAUCCAGGGCCGGCUCAAGUUCCUGCACGGACAGAACCAGCGGCAAGAGAACGGAGGGAAGGCGCCGCCGCAGCUCGCCCUCUUUGCCAUCGCCACUCCUCUGCAGCCUCCGUCCAUCCUGGAGAUCAGGACCAAGAACAUGAUCUUCAGAACCAAACACAAGCUGGACUUCACACCCUUGGCCUGCGAUGCAAAGGGGAAGAUAGUUUUGGGGUACACAGAGGCUGAGCUGCGCGUACGAGGAUCCGGCUACCAGUUCAUCCAUGCAGCAGAUAUGUUGUACUGUGCAGAGAACCAUGUCAGAAUGAUGAAGACUGGAGAGAGUGGUCUGACUGUGUUCAGGCUCCUCACCAAGGAGAAUCGCUGGAAAUGGGUCCAGGCCAAUGCCAGGCUGGUGUACAAGAAUGGCAAACCAGACUACAUCAUCGCCACCCAGAGGCCUCUUUUGGAUGAAGAGGGAGGAGAGCACUUGCGCAAGCGCUCCAUGCAUCUACCCUUUACCUACGCUACAGGUGAGGCUCUACUCUACCAGUCCAACCAUCCCAUUGCAGGCUUUAGAGAUGGAAGCCUGGAGAAAAACGGUAGCAAGUCGAAGAAGAGCCGGACUGACAGGCUGCUGAGGGAUGGUCUGGACCCUGGCUCCCUCCUGGGGGCGUUAAUGAGUCAGGAUGAGUCGGUGUACGUUUGCCAGCCCGCUCUGGAGCCCAAAAUGUCCUUCCACAGCAGCUUUUUUGGAGAGCAGAUGGGCUUCUCUGACUCCGAACCACCUUCCAGCUUGCACAGAAGCUGGGACGAGCCAAGCAACGGCAUGGUAGUUCCAGGCAUCACAGAGCCAAACACAAGCUUCGACCCACUGCUUGCCACUCUGGACUCCCUCUCCUUGGAAAGCCAAGGUGUUGUGGACGCAGACGAGGGCGGGUGUUCAAACGGUGAGCUAUUCGGAGCUCUGGAGGGGUUGGGGCUGAGUGCUGAGGACCUGGAGCUGCUGUUGCUGGAUGAGCGGAUGAUCAGAGUUGAGAUGGACCCCGAACGCGUGCCCACUUUGGACGACCUGCUGACGAAUGACGAGAUCCUUUCAUAUAUCUACGACUCCAUAGAGGGAAAGACUGAUUCCGCAGAGCACGGAGGACAGGUGCCUCCUAGUACGUCCUCAGCGACAGCCACAACACUGUCACUACCUGAAAGUAAUCCCACCUCUGACGCUAACGUGCAAAUGCAGUUUCCUCACCAUAAGCCUCCCCUGGUGGGGCAGGCUCCCAUCGUCCAGCUGUCCCAGCAGAUGCAACAGCACCUCAACAUGCGAACAGGUAAAGUAGCACAUGACUGGGGUCAACAGAGCGACCACUUGGCAAACACGAUAGUCAACGGAGAACUGCUGGGGCAAAAUCAAUCUAUUCCCAACGGACAGUGGACUGCCCAAGACAUUCUCACCAGUGCAGGGAUACAACUGGACCCCUUUAACAAACAACAGACUAUUUUCAAUGGCAAGGCCUCAGAGCUGGAUGGCGAGCUCCAUCAGCAGCAGACACAUCAACGCUACCUUCAGCAGAAGCAACCGAGGAUGCAGAACCAGGGCUCGCAGCAGUGCCAUGCCAAACAGAAGGCGGCCAACCUCAACGGACUGUGCGGCAUCUCCAGCACGGAGCAUUCAGCCGGGAAAUCCCAGUGGCAGGACUUCGGAUUCAGUGAGAGUCUGGGCAGCAACCCCUGCCUUGAUAACAGCCAAAAACCUCUUACAAACACCUCACUAGAUUCUUGCAUGGAUUAUAGUAUGCCUGACAUUGACAAUGCAGAUUACACUAUCAGUGGAAGUGGUUUGCUUGGGCGUAGCGGGCAGCAGCACGGGGCCGAGUCCAUGGUCUCAUCCUUCCAGGGGAUGAACCACAAACGGCAACAGGAGCAAAUCCCGGUUCCUUUGGCCCAGGUCAUCUCCAGCCUGUCGCAGUGCCCGCCCCCCAACGCCUCCCUGGAGCAGAUCCUGGGAGUGGGCAAGCCCUGCCGGCAGCUGGACCACUACGGCCACAUGGUGACCUCGGAGAUGCCUCAUGAGCCCAAUCAUAGUAAGAUGGAGAACGGCUGCAUCCUGAACAGUGCUUACCCAGGAGGCUGUGCUCUGCCCAAUGGGAACGGACCAGCGCCCCCUGCUGUCCAGAUGCCCGUCCCUGAGACGUUGUCCAGCCUCCCCGACCCACCAGCCACGGGCUUCUACCUCUGACCGUCUGACCAGGAGCAGUCCUCUGUUCGUGGCCAGAAACACACCAUGACUGGAGCAGCCUUAUACAUCUUGACACCACAACAAACAAAGCUGAAUAAACGUAGGCCUAUAUUAUGUUUUUCUUCUUUUCUUUCAUUUGGAAUUUGGAAUUUUUUUCGUGCGUGUGUGUGUGUGAUGGGGGGAUUAUUGUGUUGUAUUUCAAGUCAUAUUAUCAUAUGAGUCCUUUGUUUACAAUAAUGCAGUCAAGAGUGCUCAGUUGAGUUUAUUUUAAGUGAUACAGAGAGGUAGGUAUGAGUUUUAUAAAUCUGCAUUCAGAUCUAAUACAAAGCACAUUUUAGAUUUUGGAUAGCUCUGGGAUUUUAAUUAUUCACUAUUUAUGACAUUUCAUGCAGGAAUGUGUUAUAUUUUAUGUACCAUGAAAGAUCAAGAUAACACGAGGAAGUGAAGCCCUGAAACAUUUUGAUCGAUGGGGUUAUUGGUGGGUCAAUGACUGAUACCACUUUACCACUGGAAGUUCAAUACAACCCAUCAUUUGCAGUAGGUUAAGGGAUUAGAUUUAGAUUUUGUCAUUUUUUGAAGCAAAAAUACUUAAUAACAUUUCCUGGUUCCAGCUUCUCAACUGUCAGGAUUUGCUGUUUUUCUUUCUCUUUAAUUAAAUUGAACAUCUUUGAGUUUAAAACUGUCAUUUGGACAAAAUAAGUCGCAUUGCGUGACAUUUUACAGACAAACCGAUUUAUCGAUCAAUCAAGAAAAUAAUCAGCAUAUUAAUCGAGAAUAAAAAUAGUUGCAGCCUUGAAUUGUAAGAUUCAAAAACCAACAGAUGCAGAUGAACUGAAUUCAUGAAUGUACAGAAACAGAAAGGAGAGGGUCUGACCAAUCUGACCAAGCACCAAAUGUAGUUCUGUCACUCUUCUAAUUUGGUAUCAGGGUUCAGACGAUGUGCUUUGCUUUGUAUCUGAAUGCAACACACACACACACACACACACACACACACACACACCACACACCCUGUCAGUGUAACUCCAUCGUUUCUCCAAGUUUUUUUUUUGUUUUUUUUGGUUACCAGCAGUCGACAGGACAUCAGCACCGCUCAUAGUUUUUUCGUCAUGCAACAAGAAUGUAAUCUUUCAGUGUUCGGUGAUUUCUUUGUUGAACGGUUUCAUUCGUCAACAAUGAGAUUAAUCUGUGUAUGUUUGAAAAAAGUAUAGAAUAUGGAAAUUAUGGCUAGAAAUAUCCUGCACUUUAUUUCAGGCACCCACUUAAUGCAGAUCUGUAGUCAGGGAUACUGGGGUUAUAAAAUCAACAGACCCUGUUUUUAUUUUAUUUUUUUUGUUUUUUUUUUGUUUUUUGAAGCAACUGAUGGAAGUUGGACCAGUUUGCAUUUUCUAUUCUUACGUUGAGGUACAUUUCAGGUGAUAGGUUAAUGUCCUCACAAGCACAAACACUCCUGUACAAUUGUUAGUGUCAUCAUUUUCAUCUUUCUCCACUUGAAUUAUUAAAAUUAUUAUUUUUUUGUUGUUGAUAAUGUUGAUAAUCUUGGACCUCUGGAUGAGUUUUAUUUCUUUUUUUUUAUUUUGGUCUUUGUUAAAAGUUGAACUGACUUGAUUAGAAGAAGUCACGUAAUUUAAAUUUUUCUGUAUUUAUUCAUGUCCUACAGCAAGUAAGCAUCCUGGAUUGUUUUGAAGUUGAUGUGUAAGACAUUUUCUUGAACAAAAAGAAACAUAGAAAAAGAAAAUGUAAUCCUUCGUGGUUCUCUUGCUAAGCAGUAGUUGCACCCGCUCUCCUGAGGGAAUCAACAAAAUCUUUUUUUUUUUUCUUAUUCUUUUCAUUUUUUACAGUGAAUCCAGACCCAAAUCCAUUACAGUGAAAUCAAACCCGAGUUUUUAAAAGGAAAAGUCUGACAUCUUAGGAAAUCAUCUUGUCGGAGGCAGUGAAGACGGCUAUAAAGCAACAAGUCCUCCAACCCUCGAGUGCCUCCUGAAAUAUCGUCCCUAAGGCGACGGGCGUCAUGGUUGGUUGUCAUGGUUACAAUAAUAAACACGCGGACCGAUCCGAGAGCGGCGUACCUACGUACCGUUGCCUUGGUUACUGUAAUAACGGUCACAGCUUGGUUAGGUUUAGGCACAAAAAACUACGCGGUUAGGUUUAGGAAAAGAUCGUGAUAUGGGUUAAAAUAAGUACUUCCUCAACAUUAGACGAUCUCUGUUGUCAUGGUUACAGUAAUAGCAACGUGGUUAACUUUGUCCAACAACAUAAACUGCUACUUUAACGUGAGAAUUGAACACUGCGCACCUGUGUUUUCUUCACUCAUUCUUUCACUCUGACGCGGACUUUGUCGCGCAAUGUAUUACGUCAACGCACUUUUCCCUCUGCUCCCGUCAUAAUUACUACGGCCGCUAGAUGACGCCUAACAACAACACGUAACUGCACAAACGACCUAAUGGCUCGUUCCAAUGAUGAAGACACUGGAUCUCCUCACCGGAUAUGUCGCCCGAGUUAAAAGACGAACAUAUUUCCCCCAAAAUGUCAGACUUUUUCUUUUAAAUGGUAGCAAACUUGGUGAUAUAUCAGGUCAGUAACUUCAGGUCUUGGGGGUAGUUACAGAAUGACAAACACUGAAAAACCAAAUGUGAGUAUUAAAAAGAGAUCUUUACUGGACGGAUACAGUUCUGAAUGUUUCUUGUACAUAGUGAAAUGACUGGAAAAUGAUGCAGAGUAGAAUUAUUUCAUCAAGAAGGUGAUGCUGAAAAGAGAUUUCCAUUUAAUUGUUCAAAAUAAUGUCAUUACUGUUGGUAUUAAUAUUAUUGCUGUAAUGUUUUAUGUUGCAAUGUGAUACACACGUGGUUACAUGUCAUUCAGAUUGACUUUGUUUCUUUCCCUUUCUUUUUUCUACAGCAGAAAUGUUUGCUAUAUUUAAUAUGAUUAAUGUGACUUAUUAACAAUGUGAAAAAAAAUGUGUGUGUAUAUAUAAACAAGGCAAACCAGCUUUGACAAAUACAGGUAUGUACAUAGUUUUACGUCAAGUCACUCAUUUCAAGCACUAUUUUUAAAACACAUGCUUAUCAAACUCCUUUGUUGAUUCUUUUUUUUUUUUUUUUUUUAAUUGUAAAUAGUCUCUCAUCACAAAACACUGGACUCUAUGACAGCCCGAAAAUGGUGCCAUACUACUGAGACUUGUUAAAUAGGCUCUAAUGUUGGAGAGUUUAAUUUUGUCUUUUUGCUUAGCCACGGUAACGUUAACAUGCUAACAGGACAAGGUGUAGAUGUUGCAGGUUUGAUCCGUGUCCUUUGACUGCUUGUUUCAAAUGUUUGUUUUUUUUCUUCCUUUUGAAAUAAAAGGAUUUCUUCAAAUCACAGCGGGGAAAAAACCACAAACAUCUUGCGAGCAUACAACUCUGACCACUCAUGCGUCUGCUUCUCUCUGAGUCCUCCAGUUUUGUAUUCACUCAGACAGUAAAACGGCAGCAGGGGGUGUCCAACCUUUGUCAGUGACUCCUACCUGUGGACCCCUGACAUGUAAAGGUGCUAUAUGUGUGUAGCAUUUUAACAUCAAUAAAUCA